Molecule: messenger RNA, 2754 nt
Organism: Aspergillus steynii IBT 23096
Lineage: Eukaryota; Fungi; Ascomycota; Eurotiomycetes; Eurotiales; Aspergillaceae
Gene: cbf5
Product: pseudouridine synthase CBF5
Exons: 10
Coding region: 151-2475 (774 amino acids)
Biological process (GO): rRNA pseudouridine synthesis; snRNA pseudouridine synthesis; mRNA pseudouridine synthesis
Cellular component (GO): box H/ACA snoRNP complex
Molecular function (GO): pseudouridine synthase activity; RNA binding
Source: RefSeq, a predicted model, not a curated record
GCUCAGUCGGCCAACAAGUUCGCGCCCCAGGAAUCAUUCUUCCGCACGCUGUAAUGCUCGACGUGUGCUGUGGUUGACCUUGAAUACCUUCCCAUUUACUUAUCUGGAGACAAUUGGACAGAAGGAAAGGAAGCCAAUCAUCCGUUCGAGAUGGAUCGCUUCUGGUCCGCUCCUCCGGUCUCGAGGACUCUCACUGCACUUACAUGUAUCCAGUCUGCUCUGGUUUACGGUGGCUUGCUAAGUGGCAUACGAGUCCUGUUCUUGCCCGAGUUGCUCGUCAAGCUUCCCCCGGAAGUCUGGAGGCCCUUUACCUCAUUCUUACUGACAGGACCGCGCCUUGACUUCCUAUUUGAUCUCUACUUCAUGUUUACCUACAGCAGCUCCCUUGAAACAGGCUCGUCGCGGUUCAGCUUACCGGGUGAUUUCCUCACCUACGUGUUAUUUGUAGCCACGGUUGUUGUGCUCACCGCAGGUUUUCUCUUGAACAGUGUAAUCUUUACCCACGCUUUGAUCUUGGCCUUUAUGUACACCUUCGCUCAGGACAAUCGCGGCAGAAAGGCGACCUUUUUUGUGGUUCAAAUCCCCAUCGAAUUCCUGCCAUGGGCGACCCUGGCCUUUACUCUUGUGCGAAACGGAGGGUCCGCCGCCCUGUGCGAUAGCACGGGGAUAGUUGCCGCCCACCUGUAUGAUUUCCUCACCCGCAUCUACCCUACCUUUGGUGGUGGCCGGAAUUACAUCACCACGCCCGCCUUCGUGAGGCGGUUCUUUACCGUUCAAGGGCGCCGGGGUGAGUCUCGUGCGUAUGGAACAGCAUAUCAGUCCGGGGGUCAGGCUCAAACCACCCCUUCGUCAAGCACGGGUUGGAGUUCGGCCUUUCAGACCCCGUGGAGCAGUCGGGGACCCGGUCGAAGACUUGGCCAAAGACAAUUUUUCUUGCGCUCCCUCCCCAACACGCGCUCCCGCCUGGCUGCUCAGCAUACUCACAGCCAACCUGUUGGAUCCUCGUUCAAAAUGGCGGUUGCAGUGGCUAAGGAAGAGAUGGACUACACCAUCAAGCCAGAGGCCAGUGCCGCCAACAUCUCCACCUCGGAAUGGCCGCUUCUGCUGAAAAAUUAUGAACAGCUUCUUGUCAGGACGGCUCAUUUCACCCCGAUUCCCGCCGGUUGCUCUCCUCUCAAGCGUGACCUGAAAUCGUAUAUCAAUUCCGGCGUGAUCAACCUCGACAAACCCUCCAACCCUUCCAGUCACGAGGUCGUGGCUUGGAUGAAGAGGAUUCUGAGGGCGGAAAAAACUGGUCAUAGUGGUACUCUCGAUCCGAAGGUGACCGGUUGCUUGAUCGUUUGCAUUGACCGUGCAACCCGUCUGGUCAAGUCCCAGCAAGGUGCCGGUAAGGAGUACGUCUGCGUGAUCCGCUUGCACGACAAGAUCCCUGGCGGCGAGGCUCAGUUCCGAAGGGCUCUUGAGACUCUGACCGGUGCGCUUUUCCAGCGUCCGCCUCUGAUCUCUGCCGUCAAGCGUCAGCUUCGUAUCAGAACUAUUCACGAGAGUAAGCUCUACGAGUUCGAUAACGAUAGACACCUUGGUGUCUUUUGGGUCAGCUGUGAAGCCGGAACCUACAUCCGAACUCUCUGCGUUCACCUGGGUCUUCUCCUGGGUGUCGGCGCACACAUGCAGGAGCUCCGACGUGUGAGAAGUGGAGCCAUGGAUGAAAACAACGGCCUAGUUACCCUGCAUGAUGUCCUGGAUGCGCAGUGGCUCUAUGACAACCAGCGUGACGAAUCGUAUCUACGAAAAGUCAUUCGCCCGCUGGAGUCCCUCCUCACGACUUACAAGCGUAUCGUCGUCAAGGACAGCGCCGUGAACGCCGUGUGCUAUGGUGCCAAGCUCAUGAUUCCCGGUCUUCUGCGAUUCGAGGCUGGUAUCGAUGUCAACGAAGAGGUGGUGCUCAUGACCACGAAGGGAGAGGCCAUUGCCAUUGGCAUCUCCCAGAUGUCGACGGUUGAACUCUCGACCUGUGACCACGGCGUUGUGGCCAAGGUCAAGCGUUGCAUUAUGGAACGUGACCUCUAUCCUCGCAGAUGGGGACUGGGCCCCGUUGCUUUGGAGAAGAAGAAGCUCAAGUCUGCCGGAAAACUUGACAAAUAUGGACGCACAAACGAGGCCACUCCUGCGAAGUGGAAGAGUGAUUACAAGGAUUACAGUGCACCCGAUGAUGCCUCCGUGCCGCCUGCGAUCGAAGCUCCAGCCAAGGACGAGGCGGCUGCAACACCUGCCGAGGCAGCCGAACCGCCUUCAUCUCCGAACAAGAUGGAUGUGGAUGAUGACCAGGAUGAUGACAAGAAGAAGCGCAAGCGCCACGACGGCGAGACGCCGGAGGAGCGAGCCGAGCGCAAGCGCAAGAAGAAGGAGAAGAAGGAGAAGAAGGAGCGACGAAAGUCCAAACAGGACAAGGAAGAUAGCGAUGACAGUGACUAGACAGUCCGCAUCUUCAGGAAGUCCCUUGCCUGGCUCUGAACGAGGUUGUUCCUUUCGGCGUGUUUGUGUAGUCAAAAUGGUGCUGUCGGAGCUUCACUUGGGGGCGUGUUUCCUGUAACAUACUUGCCGUAUUUUUCUUUCCAUCGUUUUGUUUUUCUUCGGAGUCUUGGGCUGAAAAGGUGAUUUGAAUUCCACAAUUAAACCGACUGUUUCCUUGAGUGUCAUCCGUGAUUGAACCGAGUCUGGCGAGGGCCCGAGUAGCUCCGGCGUGGAGGGCGG